GGCGGCGGGGAGGGGUCGUGCGGGGGCGGCGGGCGGGGGUCGGCGCUUCCGGGCGGGCGGGCGGCGGGCGCGGCGCGAUGUGCGAGCGGGCGGCGCGCCUGUGCAGGGCCGGCGCGCACAGGCUGCUUCGGGAGCCGCCGCCGCAGGGCCGGGCGCUAGGCGGGCUGCUGCGCUGGGUGGGCGCCAGGAUGGGGGAGCCCCGGGCGCCGCAAGCACCCGCCGCCCCUGCCGCCCCCGGCCCGGGCCCCCGGCCCGCCUCCCCACACGGGGGCACCGCCGUCAUCCUGGACAUUUUCCGGAGGGCAGACAAAAACGAUGACGGGAAGCUGUCCCUGGAGGAGUUCCAGCUCUUCUUCGCAGAUGGCGUCCUCAACGAGAAGGAACUGGAGGACCUCUUCCACACCAUCGACUCUGACAAUACCAACCACGUGGACACCAAGGAGCUAUGUGAUUACUUUGUGGACCACAUGGGGGACUAUGAGGAUGUUUUGGCCUCCCUGGAGACCUUGAAUCACUCUGUGCUGAAAGCCAUGGGCUACACCAAGAAGGUAUACGAGGGUGGGACCAACGUGGACCAGUUUGUGACGCGCUUCCUCCUGAAGGAGACAGCCAACCAGAUCCAGUCACUGCUGAGCUCCGUGGAGAGUGCGGUGGAGGCCAUAGAAGACCAGACCAGCCAGAUCCGUCAGAACCACAGCAAACCUGGCCACGGCAUGGGGGAGACGUGGUAUGGAAGCCCCACUCCCCCCUACACUCCCAACCCCAAGCUCAUAACCACAGAACAAGGGAAGAGCCUUCCUUCAGUCACUGGGGACCCCAAAGACGAGGGCCUGGAAGUCCAAAUCAGUCGCCUGGCAGAGCUGAUAGGAAGGCUGGAGAGCAAGACUCUCUGGUUUGACCUGCAACAACGCCUCUCAGAUGAAGAAGGCACCAACAUGCACCUGCAGCUGGUCCGGCAGGAGAUGGCUGUGUGUCCUGAACAGCUGGGUGAAUUCCUGGACUCCCUUCGCCAGUACCUGCGUAGCACUGCUGGGACCAGCAACUGCUUCCACAUUGCUGCCGUGAGGCUGUCUGACGGCUACACCUUUGUCAUCUAUGAGUUCUGGGAGACGGAAGAGGAGUGGAAGAGGCACCUGCAGAGCCCUGUAUGCAAGGCCUUCCGGCACAGCAAGGUGGACACGCUGAGCCAACCCGAGACUCUCUCCAGGAUCUCUGUGCCAGCUGUCUGGUGCACUGUGGGCCGUGACUGACCACCACCAAUGCCCAAGGAUGAACCUGCUAUUCUCCCUUCUUAUAAAGGUCACCCCUUCUUUUCUAGAAACUUUGGUAUAUGUGCUCUCUUUUCAAUAAUCUUCCAAACAAGGUGGGUCUUGCUGUGCUGUUCAAAGUAAAGAAGAACCCCUUCCCCCCUGCCCUUCAUCCCCCCACCCUAUUGGCAGAGUCACAUCUGAGCUGCCAGAUGCCGGCAGUGAGUGACAGAAGGCUUCCUGGAGCCUGCACCCCACUUCCCCCACCCCUCCCACGCAUGACCAGCCCCCCAGUGCCUGGUCUCAGCUGACUGCCCCAUCUCCCUGGUAGGAGCCAAGACCCUGUAGUACCCAAACUCGGCCUGUGCCACCUUGUAGCCAGUGCCCUGCUCAGCCAGCCGCAGGCACCGGCACCAAAUAAACUCGGGCUGAGAAGGGC
Molecule: messenger RNA, 1686 nt
Organism: Erinaceus europaeus (western European hedgehog)
Lineage: Eukaryota; Metazoa; Chordata; Mammalia; Eulipotyphla; Erinaceidae
Gene: NECAB2
Product: N-terminal EF-hand calcium binding protein 2
Exons: 13
Coding region: 78-1250 (390 amino acids)
Biological process (GO): regulation of amyloid precursor protein biosynthetic process
Cellular component (GO): cytoplasm
Molecular function (GO): calcium ion binding
Source: RefSeq, a predicted model, not a curated record